CUCUAGGUUCUCCUCACUUUUCUCAUUUUCACUCAACCCUAAUCAAAGCCGUUCUCUCUCUCUCUCUCUCAUCCAACUCGCCCCCACACUCACUCUUAAACCCUAAUCACCGCUGUCCACGGUCCCCGCAGCUCCAAACAUUCCCUCGUUCUCCGUCUUCUGGAGGUACUCUCGUCGAUCAUCUUGUAAACACAGCAAGUCUGGGACAUGUUUUUUACUUAGAGGAAGUGACUGAUACAUCCAUGAUUUUUUCUCUUUUUGGAAAUGGUUGGGUUUAUCUCUAAACCCUCCAUUGAUGACCUAGACCAAGCUCCAAGGCUCAAGAAUUCAAGCAACUUACUUGACUCUUUCGACCCCAAAUCCACAGAUUUUUCAUUCUCUGAUUCUUUCCUAGAUUUUGAUUCUAUAAAGGAUUGGUUUGAGGAUAUAACAAUUCCAGAUAUGGAUGAUAUAGGAAAGGUUGAGUAUGGGACUACUGAGAAGCCUGUUGAGCUUGUCCGAGAUCAGAUUCCACAUGGGUCUGAGCCAAUUGGUAAUGGUUCGAAGCUAGAUGUUGAUGGGUUUGAGCCAGUUGUUCGCGGGUGUGACCCAAAAGUUGGUGGGUCUGGCUGUGGGGUGAAGGUGGAGGAGGGGGAGUGUGAAAAGUUGAGUUGUUGUAUUGAGAAAGAGAUGGGGAAGGUUAGUUUGGUUGGUGAGUCUGUGAAUUCGGGAAUUGGGAAUGGGAAUGGGAAUGGCGUGAAGAGUGAGAUAGAAAGUGGUGGGGAAGAGAGUGGAAGUUCAGAGUCUGAGAGUCCGAGUUCGUCUUCGUCCACAGCGGCUUCAAGUAGUGGCAGUAGUGAUGAUGAUAAGGAGGAGGAGGAGAAAAAGGAAGUAGAGGUGGAGGUGAAGAUGGGUGCCGAUGAGGCAGUUGAAGUUGAAGAAGGUGAGAUAAGGGAUGUUGAUGAGCAGGAGAUGGUUGGGGGGACUGAUGAUGAUGAUGAUGAUGAGGAGGAGGAGGAGGAGGAGGAGGAGGAAAACAAUGAAGAUGAUGGAGAGGUAAUGGUUGGUUGGAGCGAUGUUGAUGAUGAUGAGGAUGAAGGUGGUGCUGCAAAAGGACCCAUUAGAUCUGCGAAUGAGCUUGAGGUCCUCCCUCCAGUUCCUCCAGUUGAUGUGACCCUGCAACCACAUCAUCAUAUGCUACCUGUGGGAGUUGUCUUAUCGGUUUUUGGUGCCCAAGUCAUAGUAGAAGGAGUUGAGAAGCACAACCCCCUUAGUGAGGGCUCUAUCCUCUGGAUAACUGAAAGCAGAUGCCCAUUGGGGCUGGUGGAUGAAAUAUUUGGACCUGUCAAAAACCCAUACUAUAAGGUAAGAUAUAAUUCAGAAAGUGAAGUCCCAACUGGGAUCCAUGCAGGCUCUUUGAUCUCCUUUGUUCCAGAAUUUGCUCAUCAUGUGCUCAAUGACAAGGGUCUCUACAAGAAAGGGUAUGAUGCAUCUGGUGCAAAUGAUGAAGAGAUGUCGGAUGAGGCAGAGUUUUCAGAUGAUGAGAAAGAGGCUGAGCACAGGAGAAUGCAAAAAUUGACAAAGAGGGGCUUGGAUGGCCAGAAAGUUGGAAACAAGAAAAACAACAGAAAGAGUGUAAAAAAUAGGGAUGGGCCCUGGAGAAAUGCUCAACCUUCAUCACGGUCACAACAGAUAGGUGCUGGUCAGCCAUCACCCACCCAAAACCAGCAUAAUUUCUCACCUGCUGCAGGAUUUCUUGAUCAUGGUCAUUGUUCAUCCUCAUCUGCCCUAGGACAAGGUUUUGUUGGCGGUUCUGGCGUAGUUCCACCGUUUCCAUCCACAGCACAGACGGUCGGUUUCAACACUUCGAAUGGAGUUUGGACAAAUGGGAUGCCGUUUCAGCCACCACAGAAUGCUUUCUUUCCUAAUGGAUUUCCAACUAAUAGUAUGCCUUGGCUCUCACAGAAUCCUCAUAUGCAUCAGAUGCCAAUGCCAAACAGAAUACCAUUUCAGCAGCAGUUUGAUCCUAGUCAGAUGGCACUUCAUACUUCUCUCUUACCUACUGAACAGUCAAAUCCAUAUAUUGGACACACAUAUGCACCAGGGCUUGUGGGUCAAAAUAGCUUCAAUCAAAUGACAUUUGGGAUGGGUUUACAGGGCCAAUUUACUCACCCAUCAAUGAAUGUGGGAGAACAAAGAAUUUUGUCCAAUGGGUUACAAGUUGAACAUAACUUAAAUAUGGAACAAUCAGGUUUUGCUCCAGGCAAUAUUGAAGCUCCCCAGCAAAUUAAUCGGGGUGCGUCUUAUAGUCGUGGAAGGAAACCAUAUCGACGAGGGGGUGGUCGUUUUGCAGGUGGGAGAGGUUAGCAGCAACCCAAAUGAUGGCUUUCCGGGUUCGGCUGCAUUGGAAAUGCAGUGAGUUUUAACUUAUAAUAGGCUACGGCCAGUGCAAUUUUGGGGUUUCUUGGAUCAUACAUACGUGUUUCAUGUGCUUUUGAUAAGAUGUUGAGAAAAUAUUUCCCAUGUGCAAAUGCUUGCGUUUGUCGGUCCUGUAGCAUAGGUAGCCUGGUAGCUUUUAUAGAUAAGGUUUUUUUUUUUUUUUUUUUUUUUUUUUUUUUUUUUUUAUAAUGACAGCAAUCUUUUUCGUUUCGUUCUCAUCUCCUUUGUCAGUUUUAACUGUGGUACAAUGGAGGGAGGUCGAUGGCUAUACAUAUCAUAUCAUUUCAUUUUA
This is a messenger RNA of Alnus glutinosa, 2710 nucleotides long. Its product is annotated as H/ACA ribonucleoprotein complex non-core subunit NAF1. NCBI's taxonomy places the organism in Eukaryota, Viridiplantae, Streptophyta, Magnoliopsida, Fagales, Betulaceae. Gene Ontology annotation, biological process: ribosome biogenesis; box H/ACA snoRNP assembly; pseudouridine synthesis. The transcript is spliced from 4 exons. Gene Ontology annotation, cellular component: sno(s)RNA-containing ribonucleoprotein complex. Gene Ontology annotation, molecular function: RNA binding. The record is from RefSeq and is a predicted model, not a curated record. Bases 265 to 2346 code for a protein of 693 amino acids.